GAGGAGAGAAGGUAGGAGGAGCCAGACUGAGAAGUGUGCCUCACUCUCUCUCUCUCACACUCUCUCACACACCCUCCCUCUCUUCCAUUCUGUCAUUGCCAUCUCGGCAGAACGGAGACUGUUCAUUCCCAGCCACGCUGAAUCUAAGUGGGGGGACAGCACACUUUUGACUUUGUUAAAGUCAGAUUUCACAGAGGAAUAUACUUUUUCUUCACGAUAUCCAAAGGAUCAGCAAGAAAACGAGGAAAAGAAAGUAAGCUGACAAGGAUUUCUUCUUUUAUUUUUUUAUUAUUGGAUUGAGAAACACGUGACAGCCGGUUUUGCCACUGGAUCCUUUCACACAACAAGACGUGAGAUUGUCUUAUUUAUCUUCCUUUCAUGUUGUGGUUUUCAGUUUUACUUUGAGAGCAUACUGACAUAAAGCACAAUGGUUGCUGGAAUGCUGAUGCCCGUGCGGGAACUGAGGGCCAUCUAUGAGGUCCUCUUUAGAGAUGGGGUCAUGGUGGCCAAGAAGGACAAGAGGCCUCAGACCAAGCACCCUGAGAUAGAAGGUGUGAGAAACCUACAAGUAAUCCGUGCCAUGGGGUCUCUUAAGUCUCGGGGCUUUGUGAAGGAGACAUUUGCCUGGAGACAUUUCUACUGGUACCUGACCAACGAGGGCAUUGUUUACCUGCGUGACUACCUCCGCCUGCCCCCUGAGAUUAUUCCUGCAUCCCUGCAGAGGGUCAGAAAGCCAACAUCCACCCUGGCCAUUGCCCAUCGGGCUGCACGAGUCCAAUCUGUGGAAGGUCCUACAUCUUAUGUUCCUAAACCAGGACGCAGGGGUGAAGCAGAGAGCCAAGAGUCUCUGGCCGAGCGUCAAGGCUACCGCCAUAAGAUGAUGGGUCCCGGAGAAAAAGAGAGCUACUCUGAUAGGACCCCCAGGUUUAGGGGUCGGCCAAUGGCUGCAGAAGCAGUCAGGCCAAAAGCAUCAUGGGAAGUGGAGGAGCAGCCUCAAUCUUUGUUUAGGAGGGGGAACAGAAAUGAAGCAGCAAUGAUGGAGGAGAGCAGGGUUAAAAGAGUCUCUCGUCAGCAGCCUGAUGUGAGCAAUGAGAAGCCAGUAGCAAUAUCACAGGAGAAGGUGUUUGAGUUCCAAAGGGAGAAGGCACCAAUGUCUGUCCAGAGUCAGAGAGCAGCUUUCAAACAGGAUGCGCCACAGACCAGUCAGACAUCAGUGUUCUCCAAAGCAGCCCUACCAUUAACCGUGGCUGCUGUCGCUGAGGCUGCAGGUGCUGCAACAUCAAAGAUCCCAGCUGAACCCUCUACUCCCAAAACAAAUAAAGAGAAGCUCAAGAUUGCAGAUGAAAAAGCUUCCAUGAAGCCUGAAAUGGUAACAAGCAAGUCAUCUAUCACAAUGCUUGCUGUUAACGAGGUCAAAGAGGAGAAGACAAAAAAAGUAAUAGUGGAGCCAAUCAAAUCAGAGGAGGUCAAGGCUAAAGUUAUAAAAGCAAAUGAUAAAGCAAAUCCCCAAACUGUUGUUACAAUGGCUGCUACUCAAAAAACUUCCAAGCUCCUUAACGACACUGCCAGCCCUGGCCCAGUCCCUACGAAACGUGUCAAUGACGAUAUCGAGGAAAAGACAACCAAUGUGAUUGUGGAUCCAGUUAAAUCUGCAGAGAUUAUGGCAACAGCUGAAAAGGCAAAUCCCCAAGCAGUUAUUACAAUGACUGCUGCUCAGGAAACCUCCAAAUUCUUUACUAACACUACCACCACCACAACCACUGUCAUCACAAAACCUGCCAAGAAAGAAAUCAAGGAAGAGAAGACAAAAAAUGUGACAGUGGAUCCAGUUAAAUCUGCAGAGGCCAAGGCUACAGCUGAAGCGAAAACCGAUAACUUGGAGACCCAGGCAGUUAUCACAAUGGCUGCUCCUCAGGAAACCUCCAAACUCCUUACUGACACUUCCACCACCACCCCUGUCAUCACAAAGCCUGCCAAUAAAGAUAUGAAGGGAGAGAAGACAGUAAAAAUGAUUGUGGAUCCAGUUACGUCUGCAGAGGGCAAGGCUACAGCUGAAUCAGCUCAUAACAAGGUAAAACCUGAAGUAGUUAUUACAAAGGCUGCUGCUCAGGAAACCCCCAGUGUUGUUACUGACAUUACUACUGCUGCUCCCGUCAUCACAAAACCUGUAAAUAAAGACACUAAGAAAGAGAAGACAAAAAAGAAGAUGGGUGAUCCAGUUAAACCUGCAGAGGCCAAGGCCACAGCUGAAAUGGUGACAGAUAACAUAAAUCCUCAAGCAGUUAACACAAUGGCUGCUGCUCAGGAAACUACUCCUCUCCCCAGUGCUACUCCUGUCAUCACGGAAAUUGUUAAUAAAGAUAUUAAGGAAGAGAAGACAAAAACUGUGACGGUGGAUCCAGUUAAAUCUGCAAAGGUCAAGCCUACACCUGAAACAGCAACUGAUGACAUAAAAGCCCAGGCAGUUAUCACAAUGGCUGCUCCAAAGGAAACCUCCAACCUCCUUACUGACACUGCCACCACCACACCUGUCAUCACAAAACCUGCCAAUCAAGAUGUCAAGAAAGAGAAGACAAAAAAAGGAAUUGUUGAUCCAGUUAAAUCUGCAGAGGUCAUGCCUGCAUCAGAAACAGCGACUGAUGACAUAAAAGCCCAGGCAGUUACCACAAUGGCUGCUCCAAAGGAAACCUCCAAACUUACUGACACUGCCAGCACCACCCCUGUCAUCACAAAACCUGCCAAUGAAGAGAUCAAGGAAGAGAAGACAAAAAAGAUGACGGUAGAGACAGUUAGAUCUGCAGAGGCCAAACCUACAGCUGAAAAAGAAGCAGAGGCCCAGGCAGUUAUCACAAUGGCUGCUCCAAAGGAAACCUCCAAACUCCUUACUGACACUGCCACCACCACCCCUGUCAUCACAAAACCUGCCAAUCAAGAUGUCAAGAAAGAGGAGACAAAAAAAGUAAUUGUUGAUCCCGUUAGAUCUGCAGAGGUCAUGCCUGCAUCAGAAACAGCGACUGAUGACAUAAAAGCCCAGGCAGUUAUCACAACGGCUGCUCCAAAGGAAACCUCCAAACUCCUUACUGACACUGCCAGCACCACCCUUGUCAUCACCAAACCUGUCAAUGAAGAAAUCAAGGAAAAGAAGACAAAAAAGGUGACGGUAGAUCCAGUUAAAUUUGCAGAGGGCAAGGCCACAGCUGAAAUGGUUAAAGAUAACGUAAAUCCUCAAGCAGUUAACACAACGGCUGCUGCUGCUCAGGAAACCUCCACUCUCCCUACUGUCACCACUGUCAUCACAAAAGCUGUAAAUACAUAUGUCAAGGAGGAGAAGACAAAAAAGAUAAUUGUGGAUCCAGUUAAACCUGCAGAGGCCAAGGCUACAGCUGAAACAGUGAAUGGUAGCAUAAAUCCUCAAGCAGUUAACACAAUGGCUGCUGCUCAGGAAACUACUCCUCUCCCCAGUGCUACUCCUGUCAUCACAGAAAUUGUCAAUAAAGAUAUUAAGGAAGAGAAGACAAAAAAUGUGACGCAACUGAUGACAUAA
Molecule: messenger RNA, 3544 nt
Organism: Centropristis striata (black sea bass)
Lineage: Eukaryota; Metazoa; Chordata; Actinopteri; Perciformes; Serranidae
Product: mucin-2-like
Exons: 2
Coding region: 428-3544 (1038 amino acids)
Cellular component (GO): cytosolic small ribosomal subunit
Molecular function (GO): RNA binding; structural constituent of ribosome
Source: RefSeq, a predicted model, not a curated record